Lutra lutra (Eurasian river otter) is the source of this 6628-nucleotide messenger RNA. It is a transcript of the gene ZNF568, whose product is annotated as zinc finger protein 568. The coding region runs from base 1280 to 4147 and encodes 955 amino acids. The record is from RefSeq and is a predicted model, not a curated record. NCBI's taxonomy places the organism in Eukaryota, Metazoa, Chordata, Mammalia, Carnivora, Mustelidae. Gene Ontology annotation, molecular function: DNA-binding transcription repressor activity, RNA polymerase II-specific. Gene Ontology annotation, biological process: negative regulation of transcription by RNA polymerase II. The transcript is spliced from 7 exons.
GCAGCGGGGCAUGGGGGAGGGGCUUGAGUUGUGUGGGCUGCACCGCGGCGCGGCUGACGGGGCGGAGCCUCUGAGGAGGCCCAAAGAGUCUGGAGUGGCCGCCUUGCAAAGUGCCCAGGGUGGGAAUACGCUCCUGGAGAGUGGUUGGAAUUGUUGGACCGAGAAACUGUGGUGGGAGUCAGUGUGUGUGUGUGACUGCAGUGAUGUGUGUAAUUGCGUGUGAGUGUGACAGACUAAUUGUGAUGGGAUGUGUGAUUGCGGUGUGUUGUGUUGUGGUGAUUUUUGGUUGCGUUUGGUUGUAUAGUGUUUGGUUGUCGUGAAAGGUCUGUGGGUAGGUGUUUGUAGUAUGUGUAGCGGUUCUUGUCUUGAGUUGACUUCUGUAUAGUGUUUGUCAUACUUGAUAACUGCAUGGAAAAAGAUCUGUGUAAAAUUUUGUGUUUGGUUUUAAGUCGUCCUCCCUACCCUUUGGCCACCCCUUAGUCUCCUUUGCUUCCUUUUUUUACCCCUGGAAGUUCUUGGUUCUCUUCUGUUGUUUUCCAGUUUUCCUGUUGAUCUUUUCCAGAGUCGGCAUCUCAACAUCAUAUGACCAGCAUCUUUUAUCAUAUGUAUUACCUAGCUAUUGCCCGAAUAGUAAUGCUGCCUAACAAACCACCCCUAAAUCAGCGGCAUAUAACAGCAAGCAUUUAUUCUCAUGUUCACCUGUUUCCAGGUUCUCUGUUCAGCCUGUUUAGGCUGGGGCUGACUGAGUAGCUAGACUGCAGGGUGGUUUUAGAUCUGCUCCUCCACAUGUGUUCUUUCUGCUGCUCACACUAAGAGGACAGUGCCAGGACCUAUUCUCAACAUGGAUCAACAGAGCACAAGACAGACUGUACAAACAGUCUUAAAAACCUCUGUUCCUCAGUAUACUGAUAGUUCUCUUGUCCGAUAAUAUUCCUUUUUGGGUCUUGUUAUUGUAUUAUCCAGGAAUUUCAUUUUCCAACCCCUUCUUUUUAUGAUUUUAUACUUCAGGUCUCUGGUAAAGAGUAUAUUGCUGGGCUUUUUACCCCUUUAUCCUGCUUGAAUGUUAUUUUAAUAGCCUACAGGUCCUGCUUUCACGGAGAUAAGAAAGAUCUGUGGUGUGACUAAAAGGAAGCCUGGAGAGCAGGUGUCCAUCAUGGAAGGAGACCUUCUGACCUGAGAACUCUCCUGGAGGCUGGAGAAGCCUGAGAUAGAGCAGACCCUGGAAUUGCUGGAUCUACAGCUUACCUUAACCUUUCUGCCCUUAGUGGGCAAGGCCUGAAUGACAUCUCAGCCUUCAGAGAUCAGCAAAAGCUGUGUGACAAUGGAGCGUUUAACCCAGAUGAUGGAAAGGAGAGCUUGGCAUCCUCAGGACUCUGCCCUUUUGGAGGAAGAAGAGAAUAUGACCAGGUCUCUUGAAACAGUGACAUUUAAGGAUGUUGCUGUGGACCUCACCCAGGAGGAAUGGCAGCAAAUGAAACCUGCUCAAAGGAACUUGUAUCGAGAUGUAAUGCUAGAGAACUACAGCAACCUAGUCACAGUGGGUUAUCAAGUCACCAAACCAGAUGUGAUCUUCAAGUUGGAGCACGAAGAGGAACCGUGGGUGGUAGAGGAAGAAAUGCUUGGAAGGCAUUGUCCAGAAGUUUGGGAAGUUGAUGAACAGAGCAAGAAGCAAAAGGAAACACUUGUAAGGAAAGUCACAUCCAUCUCCAAGAAAACUCUGAUUAAGGAAAAUGUCAUUGAAUGUAAAAGAGUUACAAAAAUAUUUCCUUUGAGCUCAGAUAUUCUUACUUCAAGACAAAACUUCUUUGAUUGUGACUCACUUGAUAAGGGUUUGGAACAUAAUUUAGAUUUACUUAGUUAUGAGAAGAAUUGUGUAAGAGAGAAAAACUAUGACUAUAAUAAGUAUGGGAAGCCUUUUUACCACUGCUCAUCCCAUGUUCUCACCCCCUUUAAGUGUAAUCAGUGUGGACAAGACUUCAGUAAUAAAUUUGACCUCAUCAGACAUGAAAGAAUUCAUUCUGGAGAGAAACCCUAUGAAUGUAAGGAAUGUGGAAAAGCCUUCAGCAGGAAGGAAAAUCUCAUUACACAUCAAAAAAUUCAUACUGGGGAAAAACCGUAUAAGUGUAAUGAAUGUGGAAAAGCUUUCAUUCAGAUGUCAAACCUUAUUAGACACCAGAGAAUUCAUACGGGAGAGAAACCUUAUGCAUGUAAGGACUGUUGGAAAGCCUUCAGUCAAAAAUCAAAUCUUAUUGAACAUGAGAGAAUUCAUACUGGAGAAAAACCCUAUGAAUGUAAAGAAUGUGGAAAAUCCUUCAGCCAGAAGCAAAACCUUAUUGAGCAUGAGAAAAUUCAUACGGGGGAGAAACCUUAUGCAUGUAAUGAAUGUGGUAGAGCCUUUUCUCGAAUGUCAUCUGUUACUCUACACAUGAGAAGUCACACAGGGGAGAAACCCUAUAAAUGUAAUAAAUGUGGAAAAGCCUUCUCUCAAUGCUCAGUAUUUAUUAUACAUAUGAGAAGUCAUACAGGUGAGAAACCCUAUGUGUGUAGUGAAUGUGGGAAAGCGUUCUCUCAAAGUUCAUCCCUUACUGUACAUAUGAGAAAUCAUACAGCUGAGAAACCCUAUGAAUGUAACGAGUGUGGAAAAGCCUUCAGCAGGAAAGAAAAUCUCAUUACACAUCAGAAAAUUCAUACUGGAGAGAAACCAUAUGAAUGUAAUGAAUGUGGGAAAGCUUUUAUUCAGAUGUCAAACCUCAUUAGACACCAGAGAAUUCAUACUGGUGAGAAACCUUAUGCAUGUACAGUAUGUGGGAAAGCCUUUAGUCAGAAAUCAAAUCUCACCGAACAUGAGAAAAUUCAUACUGGAGAAAAACCCUAUAAUUGUAAUCAAUGUGGAAAAGCUUUCAGUCAGAGACAAAAUCUCCUUGAGCAUGAAAAAAUUCAUACUGGAGAGAAACCGUUUAAAUGUAAUGAAUGUGGUAAAGCCUUUUCUCGAAUCUCAUCUCUUACUCUUCAUGUGAGAAGUCAUACAGGGGAGAAACCGUACGAAUGUAAUAAAUGUGGAAAAGCCUUCUCUCAGUGCUCAUUACUUAUUAUACAUAUGAGAAGUCAUACCGGUGAGAAACCUUUUGAAUGUAAUGAAUGUGGGAAAGCAUUCUCUCAAAGAGCAUCCCUUUCUAUACAUAAGAGAGGGCAUACAGGUGAGAAACGCCGAAAACCUUAUAAAUGUAAGGAAUGUGGGAAAGCCUUUCAUUCCAACUCACAACUUAGUAAACAUCAAAGGAUCCACAUAGGUGAGAAACCCUAUAAAUGUAAGGAGUGUGGGAAGGCCUUUCCAUCUACCUCACAACUUAGUUUACAUCAGAGAAUUCAUACGGAUGAGAAAUACUAUGAAUGUAAGGAAUGUGGGAAAGCCUUUACCCGUCCCUCACAUCUUCUUCGACAUCAGAGAAUCCAUACUGGUGAGAAACCCCAUAAAUGUAAGGAAUGUGGGAAAGCUUUCCGUUACGACACGCAACUUAGUCUUCAUCAGAUAAUUCAUACUGGUGAGAGACGCUAUGAAUGUAAGGAGUGUGGAAAGGUAUAUAGUUGUGCCUCACAACUGAGUCUACAUCAAAGAAUUCAUACUGGUGAGAAACCUCAUAAAUGUAAGGAAUGUGGGAAAGCUUUUAUCUCUGAUUCCCAUCUUAUUCGACAUCAGAGUGUUCAUACUGGUGAGAAACCAUAUAAAUGUAAAGAAUGUGGGAAGGCCUUUCGUCGUGGCUCGGAACUUACUCGACAUCAGAGAGCUCACACUGGUGAGAAACCCUAUAAAUGUAAGGAAUGUAAAAUGGCCUUUACCUGUAGCACAGAACUUAUUCGACAUCAAAAAGUUCACACUGGUGAGAGACCUCAUAAAUGUAAGGAAUGUGGGAAGGCCUUUAUUCGAAAGUCAGAACUUACUCAUCACGAGAGAAGUCAUAGUGGUGAAAAGCCCUAUAAGUGUAAGGAAUGUGAAAAAGCCUUUGGUCGUGGCUCAGAACUUAAUCGACACCUGAAAAUUCAUACUGGUGAGAAACCUUACAAAUGCAAGCAAUGUGGGAAGGCCUUUAUUCGUGGUUCACACCUUAGUAAACAUCAAAGAAUUCACACAGGAAAGAGGAGUGAAUGAAGUUAUGUGGGAAGGCUCAAAAUUUUAUGGACAUCUGCAAAGUCAAACUAGUAAAACACAAAACCCCCUGUGAUUUUAAGGAAUGUGGGAUAGCCUUUGAAGAUAACUUAAUAUUGGAGCUUACACUGUGGAUCAGGGCCUUUAUUUGAGGGCCAUAAUUUAUUUGACAUGUGUUAAUGUUGAUAUACUUUAUAAAUGUUAGGGAUUGGGAGGGUUCUCUUUAUGUUUCAAAAUUUAUUAGAUAUCAAGGUUCAAUUGAUACUAAAGUGAAAAAACUCCUUGAAUGUAAGGAAAGGGGGAAGGCUUUGGAAGGCAGUUAAUGUGUCAGAGACUGUCAUACCAAUGAUUCGCAACAUCAGGGUCAUUUGGCCUGGGGGAAAUCAAGAGGAUUUAUAAUAUAAAUAUUAUAAAUAUAGGAGACCAAUUUGCUUUAGCUAACAAAUUACUCAUCUCACUUCAUACUUGAGGAAGACUGCAGUAAUGUUAAAAAUGCAGCUGAUUCUUCCAUCCCGCUCAGAUCUUAAAUAUUUGCAAGCUUGUCCUCUAAAAUUAACUUAAACUGAGGCAGAGUGGUAAAGGAUUUAAGCAAUGCUCAGUCUUUUACUUGCCUUUUAGGGCAAAUUACUUAACUAGAUCUAAACUUUCUCAGUUAUAAAUUAAUAAUGUUAGCACCAUCUUAUUAGUAUUAUAAGAUUAAAUAAUUACAUUAUAUCCCAUAGAAUACUGUAUGGCUCAUAUUGAAAGUGAGUUAAAUAGCUGCUUCUAUUUAUUUUCAUAUUUGUGGAUAGAGAUCAUAUGAGAGGAAGGCUUUUAUGUGUACCAUGACUAUGGGAACAUCUUAUAUCAUCUUUUGAAUGUCAGGUAAUUCCUUCUGGAGAAUAAUUGAAAACUGAACUUUUUGUUCACCUUGCCCUCUUGCCUCACUAGGGGAAAGGAAAUCAAGGCAAGUUACAAUUUGGAGUGAAUGACAAACAACUCCAUGUUGAAAGUUGUAGGAUGCAACAGAGCUAUCCUUAGGAGAAUUAACUUCUUUUAAUAUGUGUAGAAAAUAUGGACAGUUAACGGCCACAAUUCAUUGUCAGUGCACUGUACUUGAUGUACAGGCUGUUCUAAUAGGUUCCCUGGAAACACUUGUUGAAAUCUGAGGAAUGAGAGAGUGAAUGAAUAAGCAGUCAGCUCUAGUGUGUAGAAAAGCUCUAACCAGUUAAGAGCAAAGCCAAAAACAAAGCAACAACAACAACAAACCUUGAAAACUUCCUGAAAUGGGAGGGGAAAACCCUCAAGCAUCAUGAAUGAGAGGAAAUGUAACUACAAAAAAGGAGUUUUAAAGAAAAAAGGCAACGUUGUUGUGGCAGACACUGUUGGUUGCCUAUCCGUUGUUGUUAACCAUUCUCCCUUUGCCAGGACUGUCUGCUGCUCAUCUAAAGUCUAGGUCUUGCUCUCCUAGUUUGCUUUGCAUCUGGGCAUAUAUGUAACAGUCCUAGCCAUACAAGAGCUGAGCAAAAUUCUGCAAGUAGGCUUCAGGUUAAAUUUUCUUGCCCAACAAAAUAGGAGGAAAUAGUCCUCUUAUAUACAGGGUGCAUGUCUGUAUGUCUGUGUGAUACCAGCAUUGUGGCCAUUUUGCUACCGGAGGGGUGAAAGGCUGAGAUUAAUAUGCAGGAUAGAUUGGAAUUACCUGCAUCCUUGACAUUGUUGAACUGAGGAAACGAUGCAGAGCUGCUCUGCCCCUGAGUUUUGAGGAAAAUAACAAACUUCAUGCAUAUCUGUUUUAAGUUUAUACUCAAUUUUUUAUGAUAGACCUGAGUCCUGGGGGAAAAGUGUGUGUGUGUGUGUGUGUGUGUGUGUGUGUGUGUGUGUACACCUUUAAUUUAGUAAGAUGAGGAAAUGUUUAUAUUCAGCUUUUUAUACUAUAUCUGAAAAUGUGGAAGAGCAUUAUUAAAUAUUUUUUAAAUGGGUACAUAUAUGUUCUACUUUGCUUCAGUAAGACAUGGGAAAUGGUUUUUGUUUUCUUUUUACAUUUAGCAUUGUAUUGUGUGUGUUUAUAUUCAGCUCUUUAAAGCAUGGCUGAAAUCUUGAAAGAGUAUUUUUCUGAAUAAAGUAAGAACCAAUUAAAAAAAAACUGAUUAAAGAGGUAUAGUGAUUCCUCUACUAUCAGCAUAUCUAACAGAUAAAAUCUAAGUUUCCAAGAUACAGUCACAGCUAAGAGGCUAGCGUAACCCUAUAAAGAAACUUGGAAAAGGACAACAUCCAAAUCAAAUCAGCUCUAAAAAUAAUCUACUGUACUUACGGUAUAUGAAUAUUCCAAUUAAAAUAGCAAAUCAAAUCUAGCAGCCUAUUGAAGAAAGUGUUUUUGUUUGUUUUUGUCUUGUUUGGAAUAAAAUGGUUCAUGACCUGUCCAAUUGUUUUUUUUUUUUAAGAUUUUAUUUAUUUUAUUUGACAGAUAGAGAUCACAAGUAGGCAGAGAGGCAGGCAGAGAGAGAG